Miscanthus lutarioriparius is the source of this 2112-nucleotide messenger RNA. The record is from the annotation of a GenBank genome assembly. NCBI's taxonomy places the organism in Eukaryota, Viridiplantae, Streptophyta, Magnoliopsida, Poales, Poaceae.
AUGGUAAAGGUCUCAAAUUCACAUGGAUUCCAGGAAACUGACUCAUCCCAUUCAAGAUGCCACUCAUGCUCAACAGGACACUCUCCUGUUAGUUCUCCUGUUGCAUUAAAAUGCAGGCCUGCUAAGUUGACCAAUUUCGUGAAUAAGAAUGAGGUACUGGACCUGUAUAUUGAUGGUGAGCAAGAAGUUGCCAGACUAAAUGAGAAGCAGAACCAGAAAUUCCCCGUCAGAUGUACAGCUCCUUAUUUGGGACAGGAAUGGCCACCACAACCACCUUCCACAGCACCAUCUUCACCAAAAGUGUGCAAAGAGAUCAUUGAGAACCCCUCUAACACUGAUACCGAUGACAUCUGGCAUUCCUAUCUUGCUUAUGAGGGAACAAAGGGUGCCUUCAAGGUUGCAUCCGUGUGUCAUGAAGGUGGACAUGAUGCAAGAUGUCUUGAAGCAUCUUCUGAGUAUCUUUCAUAUUUUGAAGAGUGCAGAUCACAGAGUAUGACUACUGUGGAUGACAUCUAUGAGGACUUGCAAGAUGUACGACCUCCAUCUCCAUUCUUCUACAGCACUUCAACGGAUCCUAUUUCCAGUGCUACCUCAAGAUACUUCACUGCAGACAUUCAUUGUCAUGAUCAGUGUCAUGGUGUUCAUGAUUUCAACUUGGAACAGGACACUGAUGAAAAGUUGCUUCAAAGAGCUAAAGAAAUUGAUGCAUGCCUUAUGGUUCCCCUUGUAGAAAACAGUAAGCUUAAUGCGCUCAGGGAUAAGAGGUCAAAUUCAACUGAAAUCUGGCAAUUCAUUGAGGGUCUGAUUGAAGAUAGAAAAAAAUUGGCAGCUGAAGUAUCUUCACAGAUUAAGGCACGUCUUACAGAAAGAUUUGCAGCCAAAGAACAAUAUAAGAGAUCCAAGUUAGAAUUAGAAACCAGAACUAGAAGACUGGAGAAGGAGAAGAUCGAUCUACAAAGUAACUUGGAAAGGGAAUUGGAUAGAAGGUCAAAUGAUUGUUCAGUCAAACUGGAGAGAUUUCAAUCUGAAGAACAAAGACUACAGGAAAGGGUAAGAGAGCUUGCUGAGCAGAAUGUGUCAUUUCAGAGAGAAAUUACUUUGCUUGAAUCAUACAAAGUUGAUACCACUAGUAGGAUUAAAAGUCUAGAGCUACAAAACAAGCAUCUGAACAAUGAGUUGCAGGGAGUAAAAGAUGACCGUGACAAUCUUCAUAGCUCCUCAGUAGAAUUGCAAGAUAACCUUAAUAUAGCUAUAGAGGAAAGGGACAUGAUCCAAGAAUCUUUGAAAGACAAAGAGGAGGACAAAAAGGAGAACACAAUUACUAGCCUAAGAAAAGGAUUUGGCGCUGAAAUAGAAAAGAGAGAUGGUGGAAAUAGUGAUAUAAUAAACAGGAUGCAGAUGGAACUUCUCAGACUUACUGGAGUUGAGCAAAAUCUGAGAAAAGAAAUUCAAUCCUGUACCAUUGAGAUGGAGUCUCUUAGGCAAGAGAAUUUAGCGAUUUUCAAUCGUCUACAAAGGAGUGAGGAUGGAGCGAAUUUUUCCACAGUUCGUCUUGACCAGAAGCUUCAGGCUAGAGUGGAGAGUUUGCAGACACAAGGUUUAUCAUUACUUGACGAUUCUAGCCAACUUUGUGGCAAGUUGUUGGAAUUGAUCAAAUCAAAGAAGAGUGAGAACAGCAGUGAUGUUGAUGCAUUAGUAGCCAUCAAGUACACUCUAAAGUACCAAAGUAUGAUAGGAGGAAUUGAGAAUGUAAAACAGAGUCUGCGUAUGAUCAAAUCUCUGUUGACUGAGAAGCAAAACGAAGAGAUUGAACAGAGUGCUGAAAGUUAUCUUUCAGGACAAGAGAAGUUAUCCAGGGAUGACAUUGAAAUUAAGCUGAGAGAAGAAGCUAUGAUCAGUAGGGUUCUAAAGGAGAAACUUCUGUCCAAGGAAUUAGACAUUGAACAAUUGCAGUCAGAUCUAGCAGCUUCAGUCAGGGUCCAAGAGGUACUGCAAAGCGAGAUCCACAGAGUUCAAGAUGAACUGCGUUGCCUCACACACAAGUACAAGCAUUUGGAAGUUCAGGGUUUGAAGAAAGACGAGAUAAUUAACCAGGUUGAGCAGGAUUACUAG